AUGAAAUACCAUGGAGAUCACAUUACCAUUCUAGGACAUAUUUUUUCCAUGCUUGCCCGCCUUUUCUUGGGUACCCACGACGAAACAGACCAGACGUUCUUCAAAGACCACAUUGACGCUAUUGCCGAAACCGCCAAGCGAUUGUCAACUCCAGGCAGCGGCGUUUGUCAAUUUGAAACAGUUGAGGAGGCCGAGAAUUACCUCAAAUUUGACGAUGCCUCGUUUGCGCACCAAUUGGUCAAGAUCAUACGGCCUGUCAUGAAGGACGUCAAGAAGGAACUCGACUCAGGGGAAAACCAGGAUCUCCUAACUCGUGCCGGCAAAUGCCGCGCGGAAACCAGGGCCCGACGAGAGAAAGCCCAAGUCCCCAAAGUCGAGGAUCUCGAGAAUGAGUUGGCUGAAUUCGAGGAAUUUGAAAUGGAUUUCGAAGAUGAAGAAGAAGCCAUGGAUGACGAGUGUGACGACGAGGACGAAGAUGGUACUGACGAUGGUGCUGGCGAUGCGGCCAAUUUUUCUGAUACCCUGAGGGGUGGAGGUGGAGGAAGUGCUCGAGGGUCAAAGCGCAAGCGGCCUAACGAAGACAAUGGCAAACAAGCCAGUCCAGCCCACAGAGAGGAGCCUAGGAAAAGGACACUUCGUUCUUCUAGUUCUAGUUGUGCUUCUGCCGGAGCCUCUACUGCUCCCAGUACUGUCGGAACUGAUCCUGUUGGCAGGAAGCCUGGCAAGAUUAAAAUCAAGGUACCAAGUUCUAAGACCGGGGGAAAGGCAAAGGGAAAGGGAAAGAAGGCGCCUUUGAGCGCCGAGACAGCCCAUCCCGAGGAUGACGAGUGA
This is a messenger RNA of Fusarium poae, 831 nucleotides long. RefSeq lists its product as uncharacterized. The record is from RefSeq and is a predicted model, not a curated record. The transcript has 2 exons. The coding region runs from base 1 to 831 and encodes 276 amino acids. NCBI's taxonomy places the organism in Eukaryota, Fungi, Ascomycota, Sordariomycetes, Hypocreales, Nectriaceae.